Drosophila suzukii is the source of this 1959-nucleotide messenger RNA. RefSeq names its product Regulatory particle non-ATPase 13-related (gene Rpn13R). Gene Ontology annotation, molecular function: endopeptidase activator activity; proteasome binding. NCBI's taxonomy places the organism in Eukaryota, Metazoa, Arthropoda, Insecta, Diptera, Drosophilidae. Gene Ontology annotation, cellular component: cytoplasm; proteasome regulatory particle, lid subcomplex; nucleus. The record is from RefSeq and is a predicted model, not a curated record.
AGUUUAUAAAGCUAAAAUGUAGAAUCUCAAUUAUAGUAGGCAGUUAAAUAUAGACAUCAUAGACCUUAAAUUAGACACCAAAGCACCGGUUAUUGCUUGAAAAUUCCCAGUACCAUAUAUGGCCGAUUCAGAGGCCCCCAAUUUGAUCGAAUACAAGGUCGGCCGCAUGAUCCUGCUGGGCAAGAUGAUCGAGCCCGAUGACCGCAAGGGUCUGCUCUUUGUGCGCCGAUCCGCCGGUGAUAACCAGGUGCACAUCCAUUGGAUGGACCGGAGAACCGGGGCCAUUGAGUUGGACAUUCUGGCCACGCCGGGUGACCUCGAGUUCCGCCGCAUUGAUCAGUGCAAAACGGGUCGAGUGUAUGCCCUCAAAUACACCCGAUCCACACAGCGAUAUUUCUUCUGGAUGCAAGAACCCCAGAUGGACAAAGAUGUAGAGUUUUGUCAACGGCUCAAUGAACUUAUAGCCAGUGGUCCUAGGAAAUGGGAUGAAAGUGCGGCGGCUGAAGGAGAUGUCGAUACGGAUGUGGAGCAAGGAGGCAGACAUCGGCGUGGUUUCGGUGGCAGUGAAAAUCUGCAGGUUCUCGACGAAAUGCGUCAAAUGCUGAAAAACAGUUUGGCCAGAACGACAGAAACUUGGCCCCAGACAGACGAAGAAGAAGCAGUUGCACCCUUGGCAUUUCAAGAUCCCGAUGCAGAGAUAUUAGAUUUGGCAAUAGUUUUACGUUUUUACGGCGCCGAAGCAGUGCAAAAUCUUCUUAUGUCCUCCAGGAGACGGGAAAAACUCUUGGCUCAACUACCCAGAGAUCCUGACGAGGAGGAAUGGGAUAUGCAAGGAAAUGCUUGCCAUUGUGAAAGCCAGAUAAUACUCGACCAUCUGCGUUCCCCACAAUUCUACGAAACCUUGUCCUACUUUUCACUAGGCCUGCACUCGGGAGUUCCCAGAUCGGUACUGCAACCCGUGCUCAACAACCAUGACCAUCGUGAAGCCUUGGAUGCUGCCCAAUCUGGGGAUAUUGAGCGCUUUCUACGUGUCCUGCAUCGGAACGAAAGAGAUUACAAUGGUCCAACCGAUUGAGCCGGAGUGUCUCAUAAAUAAGUCAAAAUACAGGAAAAUAAAUAUGACUAUAUACGAGUAUAUACAUACAUAUAUAUAACAAAAUUGAAGAAAAAGCGUACAAAAUGCAAUAACUGGUUCGCUCCCUAGCCCGUCGCCUCGUCUCGAGUUACGAAGAUAAAUGAGAUGCCAUAAGUUAGACGACAACUUGCACAACUCCAGACAAAGACCAAGCGGAUAAAAGUGUGCUUGUGCUCAACAAAAAAUAGGAAAGAAAAAAAAAAUCGCAAGAAAAAGGCACACUAAAAAUUGAUAUAAAAUAUACCAAAUACAAAAAAAAGGGCAAAAAGAAGCCAAGCAGCUACGAUGAAAACAAAAGAGGGAAAUUUCUCAAAUAAAAAAAAGAAAGGAUAGUUGUAAACUAUGGGGAGUACUUAGGAUCGGGUUAGUGCGGCUGUGGGGAUCCAAUGUUUCAGUUCUUUUCGAGUUUAAGAGUUCUGGGCCCAUGCGACAGCAGUUUUCUUUUGCCUCAUUUGUAUGGCGCCUUGCCUGUCCUGUCCUUUCGUGUCCUGGCAGGACCUCCUCCUCGCUCAGCCCAUUUUUAGGAAAAACUUUUUCCACGUUGUUUUAAUGAAACUAAGUGAGCGGCAAAAUGGUGGACAGCGCGGGGCAGUGUAAAGAAUUGUGCCAUGGUUUCGAGCCAGAUAAAGAAUUCCAAAAUACUGGCCUGGAAACAUUUUAACCCCUUCUUUUUCUUUGUCUUUUUUGGCAAGAAAGGAAAACUUAAGCAACGCAAAAUGUUCAGAAAGUUGUUGCAUUGUGUUAGAGUUUCGGGGAGAGGAAACAAAUAAAGGGAAAGAAAAUACUGACAGAGAAAAGGCAAAUUUGACGAUUAGUUUCUGCCC